This is a messenger RNA of Anopheles bellator, 12612 nucleotides long. It is a transcript of the gene btv, whose product is annotated as cytoplasmic dynein 2 heavy chain 1. The coding region runs from base 1 to 12612 and encodes 4203 amino acids. The record is from RefSeq and is a predicted model, not a curated record. NCBI's taxonomy places the organism in Eukaryota, Metazoa, Arthropoda, Insecta, Diptera, Culicidae. Gene Ontology annotation, cellular component: dynein complex. Gene Ontology annotation, biological process: microtubule-based movement. Gene Ontology annotation, molecular function: minus-end-directed microtubule motor activity; dynein intermediate chain binding; dynein light intermediate chain binding. The transcript is spliced from 15 exons.
AUGGCCAAUCGGUUCCAGUUUAUCUACAACGCCUGUGUCGAGUUCUUCGGUGUGACCACGCUAGCCAAUCAAGGUGACGUCAUCAAGGAGUUUCUCGAGAACGAUGACGUGACGGUACUGGCCGCCGUCACGGUCGAUGGUGAGGUCCUGCUGCAGAACGUCGUUCCGGUCGAAGACGUGUACGGGCUGCUGUUCUACAAAAUUCCCAACCUAGACUUUGCUGGCCACACCGGGCCGGCCAAGAUCGGGCUGCUGACGCUGGAGGGUGGCCUCGCCAAGUCGAUCUACAACUCGCUGCAGCGUGUCUUUUCGCCGUACAUCCUACGGAAGUGUGAGUACCCGCCCGAAAUCCGCACGCUACUGCAGCAUCUGCACUCCAGCCUGGGGCUGAGCCUCGGUCUGACCGAGUCCGGCAUACUGUCGCUGGCCGACGAGGUUGGCUUUUGGGUGCACAAAACGAAAACGCUACCGACCAAGGCGGACCGCGAGGCGGCUCGCUCGUUUGCGGCCAUCCUGGAACGUAUCAGCCGCCAGUUUGGUGACGGUGAGUCGAUGAGCCUCAACCAGCUAGACGAACUGAUCGGCGUUUGCCAGGCGGCCCUCGAAGAGAUCUGGCACUUGCUGAGCCACUUUCCGCAGAACCGCAUGUGCAGCAUCUUCGACAUGAUCUCCGUUCGGGUUGUGACCGCCUGUACCGACCACUUGAUGGAGCUGGACGUGUGGGACAACGGUACCGUCUCGCUGGACGACGCCAUGGGCCACGUCCGGGAGACGCUGGACGCCUGGAUCGAAACGUUCGACUCGCUGACGCGCCUGGACUGGCCCUACUACGAGCCGCACCCGUGGAUAGGCGAUCCGUACCAGUCGAAGCUACUGAGCAAGUUCCAAACGCGCUAUAAGGAGAUCCUUACCAUUCGCCACCUGAAGGACCUGCUUUACGCGCUUUUCUUUGAGAGCGAAAAAUACUUUCCGCUGGUGAAUGAAGUGGCGCAGCCGUUUCAAGGGCUGAACGUGUACGACCUAACGCCGCUCGGCAACAAGCGCUGGGAGACGGCCAAGGCGAAGAUGGAGCUCACGCUGGCCAAGAUCGACGCAAGUGCCGCGUUCGUGCUGCAGCAGAAGCUGGUGGAAACCGGUGGUAACACCCGGCACGCCGUGAUGGUGUUCAACCGCUAUCUGGAGCUGCUCGGCCGGCCCCUGAUCCUCGAGACGCUGGCCCCCGAGCGGAGCCAACUGUUCCGCAGCGUUGACGCGAUGCUGCGCGAUUUGCGAGACCUGCUCAGCGGCACCAACUUCGCCGAGAGCGACGUAACGCCGGACGUGGCCGAACUGCGCUGCUACCGGGUGGUGCAAGGUGAGCUGAACCAGCUCGAGUCGAUCGUGGGAGCGCUUUGUCGCGAUCGGGACGGGCAGGUUGACGCGCUCAAGCGCAUCGUCGAGUUCCGCGAGGAGAUGGACGCCCUCGUUCGGGGUAGCUUCGAGGCGUGGACCGCUAAGGCGCAGAGCGCUAUCCGUGCGGGCGAACUGAGCCUACGGGAGGACCAGCCCGUGGUCGAGUUCGACAAGUCGGACAAGCAGCUGAUGAAGGUGACGUUCCGGUCGCGAUUGGUCACGUUCAUCGAAGAGGCACGUCAGCUGCAGAGCCUUGGACUGAAGCAUCCGAAGUCGAUCCUGGAUGUGGUGGCCCACGCGGUACGGUUCGUGGCGCAGGCGCGCCGUCUGCAGCAGGUGGCCACGUUCCACAACACGAUCGGCGGCGUGAUGGUGCCCUGCAUCCGCCCGAUCAUGCUCCAGCACGCGAUGGAGUUCUCGCGGCUGGUGCGUAGUGAGUCGGUGUCCUGGGCCGAAGAGGAAUCGGUCGAGCGGUACAUUGAAGCGCUCCAGGAAGCGGUCAAGCGGCUGCUGCGGGACAGCAACGUACUCACCGGGUACCACGAGCAGGCCCGGAAGGGGCUCCUGAAGCUGCUCGACACGGAUCUGAUCCGGCAGGCGCCCGUGUGGAAGGAGGAGAUGCGCUCGCUCCGGGAGGUGCUGGCCGCGAUGGAACGGCAGGGAUACGGCAACCUGCAACCGUUCCGACUGCACUGGGACCACCAGCUGUAUAAGGCGCUCGAGUAUCAGUACGUGGCCGGGUUGAUCGAUGUCCACCACCGGCUUCCUGAGAUCCACGUCGAGCUACUGUUCCGCCAGCAGCGCCUCCAGUUCCGACCGUCGGCCGAGGAGAUCCGGUCGAAGUACUACGCGCAGGUACGCCGCUUCAUCGAGAGGCCGGUCAACUUUAAAGGACUCUCCGAGCAGACGGCUCUGUUCCGCACGAUGAUCGAGCGCAACCGGUGCCACUUUGCGGUGCUGUACGAGAAGGCAGAGGUCGUGUUCCGGCAGCUGCGCGAGUUCCGCGACAGCUGGCUCCCGUUCGUGGCGCUCGGCAUGGUCGACGAUCUGGAGCAACUGUGCACUGUGCACUGCACCGCCUGGCAGCACUGGGACGGCAACUUCCGGGCCUGCAAGCGCUUCAGUCAGCAGCUAGCACGGAUCCAGGAGCGCGAGAAGCAGAUCGACUGCCUGGUCGUCAACUACGGGCCACUGUGCAGCGACAUUGAGUCAUUGAGCCGGCGCUACUGGGAGGCGCUCGCCAGCAGCCUGCGGACGUCCAUCCUGGACGCCGUUGCCGAGCUCCAGCAGUACCUGGCGUACGCGUUCGGCGUGCUGCAAAACAUUCCGCAGGACGAGCUGGGCAUCGCGGAGUCGAGCGCCAAGUACGAGCGGAUUGUCGGCGACCUGCCGAGGAUGGGCGAGCUGGUGCGGUCGCUCCAGGGCAAGGACUCGUGCUUGGCCGGCUGGUGCAAGGAGCGCGUCGCGGCCCUCGGCGGCACGCUGCUCCAGUGGGCCCAACUGCAGCCAUUGAUCGACAACCACCAAGCACUACUCCAGGGCCGACUGGACGUGGUCAAGGAGAACGUCCUGCGCCAGCUGGCUGAGCUGAACGAGGACGCCGAACGCUUCGCCAUCCGCUGGGAGUCCACCAUCAAGGACCUGGAGACGAACGAGUCCGCCGACAUGACGCUGUUCCGAGAGCGCCAGACCCAGUGGAAGCAGAUCGUCGGCAAGCGGGAAACCCUUGCCAAACAGACGGAGAAGUUCAACAUCAGCGUGCCGACGGAAUCGGGCGACAUCUUCCGGCAGCUCGAGCAGGAGAUCGCGGUGCAAGGCAGCGCCUGGCAGCUGUUCGACGACUUCCUGCGGGACUAUGAAACGGUGGCCAGUGAAGAGUGGACCAUCUACCGACGGCGGCCACAUCUCCUGACCGAUUUGCUAGCGCGCUGGGAGCAACCGAAGCCGGGGACGGCGACGACGGUCGCUAGCACGCGGAUUGCGGUGCUCGUAGACCGGUACCGUGCCGCCCUGCCCGUGCUGGGGACCCUGCAAUCGGAGGCACUGAUCGAGAAGCACUGGGCCACGCUCUGCCAGUUGCUGGCGAUCGAGACCCGCUCGCUGCACGAGCUGUGCCUGGGGGACGUGCUGGGCGCCGGCGCACGUCUGCUGGAGCGCUCGGGCGAGAUACAGACGAUCGUGCGGGGCGCAGCGUCCGAGCACAUCAUCCGGCAGGCGAUCGGAGAGCUGGAGCAGUGGGCCGCCACCGCUACACUCCGGCUGACCGAGUACGUCGACUCGGGUGGCGCUCGGGUCCAGCUGAUUCGCGACUACGGCGAAACGCUCAACAAGAUCGGAGACCACCAGCUGUUGCUGCAGUCCGCCCGGAACGCGGCGUCCGACUCGUUCGCGGACCAGGCGGACGUGUGGGAGUCGAAGCUGGCCACGCUCGACUACAUCGUGGCGCACCUACACCAGAUCCAGAAGCGCUGGGUGUAUCUGGAACCGAUCUUCGGCGCGGGCACUUUGCGCCGCGAGGAAGGUGCAUUCCGUGGUGUAGAUAAACACUUCCGCGCGCUGCUGCAGGAGAUCGCGGCGGAUCCGCGGGUUGCGUCACUACACCGGAUCCCGAACGUGCGGCCACUGAUCGAGACGCUGCAGGCGCAGAUCGGCCGCUGCCAAGCCGCCCUCGGCACGUACAUCCGAGCGAAGCGGGACGCGUUUGCGCGUUUCUACUUCCUGUCCGACGACGACCUGCUUGAGCUGCUAGGCCAGUCGGCUAAGGAGAGCAUCGUGCAACGCCACAUCCGCAAGCUGCUGCCGGGUGUGGCCCGGGUCGUGCUCACCACCGACGGCCACCUCACCGGGAUCGCCAGCGAAGAGGGUGAUCAGCUGACGCUCUCCGAGCCGAUCACGAUCGCAGCACCGGUUCCGGUGGAGCAGUGGCUUACGACGCUCGUGGAGCGUGUGAGGGUUACCCUUGCCACGCUCAUUGGCCAGUGCCUGGCGACCGGUGAUACGUUCGAUUUGCCCACGAUCGAGCGCUACCCGAUGCAGGUCCUGUGUCUGGUGGCCGCGAUCGGAUUUACGCGCCGUGCCGAGAAAGCCAUCGUCGGUAUGCAACUCGGUGGGCUACGGGAGCACCUGGAACGGGAGAUCGGCCGACAGUCCGCAGCCGCCCAGACGACGUCCGACGGGUUAACGGCGCUGAAACUGCGCGCGCUCCUGAUCGAUCUCGUGCACCAACGGACGACGGUCGACUACCUGGCGUCGCACCAUGUCACUCACCCGGCCGACUGGCACUGGCUGCAGCAGCUCCGCUUCUACGCCCCUCCAACCCCGGACGGCGCCUCCGCGGUCACGGCGCGAAUGGUGUACGCCGAGUUCCGGUACGGGUACGAGUUCCUGGGCAACUACGGCAAACUGGUCUACACACCGCUCGCCCACCGCUGCUACCUCACUCUGACGCAGGCGAUGCGUGCCGGGCUGGGCGGCAAUCCGUUCGGACCGGCCGGAACCGGCAAGACGGAGUGCGUCAAGUCACUGGGCGCGCUGCUCGGACGGUUGGUGCUGGUUUUCAACUGUGACGAAAGCAUGGACACGGGCGCGAUGGCCCUCAUCCUGACCGGGCUGGCCCGGUGCGGGGCGUGGGGUUGCUUCGACGAGUUCAACCGGCUGCAGGAGGCCACCCUGUCCGGGGUGUCGAUGUUGAUUCAGCCGCUCCAGCGGGCACUGGCCGACCGCCAACCGGAAGUGGUGCUGAACGGGGAGACCAUUCGGCCGCUCGAUCCGCACUGCUGCGUGUUCGUCACGCUCAACCCGGCCGGCGAGGAGUACGGGGGCCGCCAGCAACUCCCGCUCAACCUGCAGGCCCUGUUCCGGCCGAUCGCGAUGCAAGCGCCGCGCCCGGAGCAGAUCGCACGCGUCACCCUGUUCGUGGAGGGCUUCCGCGAGGCUGACCGGCUCGGGGCGCAGCUGGUGGAGCUGUUCCGGCUGGCGGAGUGUACCCUAUCCCGCCAGCGUCACUACGACUGGGGAUUGCGCGCACUCAAGGCCGUCCUGGGGGCUUGCGGAGCGGCACUCCGGGCACAUCAGGGGAGCAGCAGCGCGGAGGAAGCCACCGCCGUGGUGCGCGUGAUCCGCACGAAUCUCGCCUCCCGCCUGACGGCCACCGACGUAACUCGCUUCGAUGUGCUGCUGGGACGUGUGUUCCCCGGCGUGACCCUGACCGGUGUCCCGCUGGAUACCGAGUUGCGGGAGGCCGUGGCCGGGGCGUUCGCCACGAUCGGGCUGUUGCCGAACGAGCGCCAGAUCGGGAAGGCGCUCGAGCUGGAGGGUCAGCUGCGUAAGCGGAUGGGAGUGGUGGUGCUGGGACCACCGCAGUGCGGCAAGUCGACGCUGGUGGCGCUGCUGAAGGAAGCGCUGGUCAGCGGGGGACGCACGGUUCGGAUCCACACCCUCUCGCCGAAGUCGAUGGACCGGGCGCAGCUGCUCGGGCGACUGGACACGGACACGCGCCAGUGGUGCGACGGUGUGCUGACGUCGCUGGCGGUCGCCGUGACCGCCGAGCCCCGCUCCGUCACCUCGUGGAUCGUCUGCGACGGCGACGUUGACCCGGAGUGGAUCGAGGCGCUCAACUCGGUGCUGGACGACAACCGGCUCCUGACGCUGCCGUCCGGGUGGCGCAUCCAGUUCGGCGCGAACGUGAACUUCCUGUUCGAAACGCAUGACCUGUCGGCCGCCUCUCCCGCCACCAUCUCGCGCAUGGGAAUCGUGAGCCUGCACGAGGACGACCUCCCGCCCCGGUUGCUUGUCGACCGGUGGCUCACCGGGGCCGACCGGUCCGUGGCGCAGUACUGCGAGCAAUUCCUUCACCCAGCGCUCGGCUGGAUCGAGGAGCACCGGGAGCGCCCGGCCAGCUACUCCCCCGUCAGUCUCGCCCAGUCCGCGGUCGUGGCGCUCGAUGCCGGUGCCCGCAACCCGGAGCAGUUCUGUGCCGGGCUCCUGUGCGGCCUGAACGGUGCGGUAGCGGACGGGGCCAAGGGCGCUCUCUCGGCCGAGGUGUACCGGUGGGCGGACGUUCCGAUGGCGGAUGGCGCUGGAGUAGCGCCCGAGUACCAUCACUACAACGGGUUCCGGGAGCUGCUGGAGCCGUACGGUGCGGACGACAUCACGGGCGCCACGAUCGACGAGCGGGACGGGUAUGUGCCGGCGCUCGUCCGCACACCGCCCAUCAAGCUGGCCGGCGAUCUGCUGCGGCGCGUGAUGGGAGCACCCCAUGAGCGCCCCGUCGCCGCGCUGCUCGUCGGUCCGAGCGGAAACGGGAAAAGUCUGCUGCUCCAGGCAAUCGUCGGGGAGUUCGCGGGCUACCAGCUAGUGACGGUAAGCUGCUCCGCCCAGCUAACGGCGGCCAGCGUUCUGUGUGCGCUCCGUCGCCACUCACUACUCGUGACCACCGUGAAGGGGAAGGAGUAUCGACCGCCGGCGGCCCGCACCGUCCUGUACCUGCGGAACCUCGAUCUGUGCGCCGUCGAUGGGUGGGGCACGUGCGAGGUGGUCGAGCUGCUCCUGCAGCUGAUCCACCGGAACGGCUUCUACUGCGACGGAGUGGAGUGGAUUGGUGUCAGCGGAGUGCAGGUGUGCGCGUCCGUCGCCAGUCUCGAUGGUCCGGCGGGGGCCCUGUCACCUCGUUUCCUGUCCGCUUGCCGGCUCGUGCGUUUCGGGUACCCGACCGACCAGGACAUGGAGAGCAUCGUUCGCAGUGCGCUUCUACCGGUAUAUAACGGGCGAUUGGCGGGAACAGGCGCCGCGCACCGGCCACAGCUGGCCGAUCUCGUGUGCUCCAUCAUCCGCGUGUACCGGCGCGUGAACGACCAUUUCCAACCAACGGUGGCCCCGCACUACCGCUUCACGCCGAAGAUGAUCGAACGGUGGAUCGCCGGCCUGCUGAACUACCCGGAUGCGGACGCCCUUGGCCGGGCGCUCGUGUACGAGGGGGAACGCAUCUUCCGCGAUCGCCUCGUGUCGGCCGACGAUCGCCGCCUGCUCGAUGGGAUCAUGCGGGAAGAGUUUGGUCUGUCCGAGCUCACGGCUACGGCAUCGCUGGGUGGCGUGUUUGCCCCGGCGAACGACGCCAGCCAGUCUGUGCGGCCGCGGCCCGCUAACCUAAGGCUGCUGUCGGUGGACGAGUGGCGCCAGCUGGUCAAUCACAGUGUCACCGUGUGCAAUGCCGAAAGUGUCAUCGUUGAUGUGCCGAUGGGUGACGCUUUCUACGACACGGUGGCCGCCAUCAGCCGCGCAUUGGUGCGGCCCUCGGUUAACCUGGUGCUCGCCGGUCGCACCGGUUCCGGACGGUUGCAGGCCCUGUACACUGCCUGCACGUGGCUUGGCAUGAAGGUGACUGUCCCGCAGCUCGGACGCCAGUACGGGCAAGCCGAGUUCAGCGCCGAUCUGAAGCUGGCGAUGCAAACCUGUGCCCUGGAGGGUGAACCGGUGGCGUUCUGUUUGCCGCAUGCGGUCGCCAGGUACCUACCCGCGACGGUCCGUGCAUGCGAGGCGAUCCUGGCCGGGGGCGAACUGGCUGAGGACUUUUUCGGCGACGAACUCGAGAACGUGGCCGCGCCGCUGAAGGCCCAAGCGGCCGCCGAUUCGUUUCAGCCGUCGGUGGCGGCCUUCUUCGCGCAGCGCCUGAAGGCAAACUUCCAUCUGGUGCUGGUGCUCGAAUCGGGCUGCCCAACCAUCCGGGCGCUCUUCGAGCGCUAUCCCGCGCUGUACCAGAAAACCGAAAUGAUCUGGAUGCUGCCGGAAGGGGUGUCGCAGGCGGACGAUCUGCGAGUAUACCUUGGCGCCGUCGGUUCGGCUUCGACCAUGCAGCAGGAUGCCGAAUCGAUGGGUGUGAUCCCGUUGCCGGGAUCGUUCGGUGAGCUGGUCGAUCUGCCGCUCAGCGAGUGGAGCUGGUGUCCGCUACGCCGCGCACAGCUUCUCCGCACGUACGGGGCCCUGUACGGGCUGGAGAAACGGCGCCAGGGGCAGCACCGGGCCAAGAUUCAGAUCGGGGUGGACAAGCUGUCCGAGACGCACCGCGUCGUGGAGCAGCUGAAGCGCGAGGCCCAGGAGAAGCAGGGUGCGCUGGCGGAGAAGCGGCAGUUGGCGAACCAGUCGCUGGACAUGAUCGGCAGCACGAUGCGGUCGGCGAACGACAAGAAGACGGAGCUGCUCGAGCUGCAGCGCCAGACGCAGGAGAGCAGCGAGAAGCUGAUCGAACGCAAGCGGGCCAUCGAGCAGGAGCUGAGCCUGGUGGAGCCGACGCUGCGCGAAGCGAGCGCGGCCGUCGGGCAGAUCAAGACGGAGGCACUUUCGGAGAUCCGGUCGCUGCGGGCGCCGCCCGAGAUCGUGCGCGACAUCCUGGAGGGCGUGCUGCGGCUGAUGGGGAUCCGGGACACGUCGUGGAACAGCAUGAAGACGUUUCUGGCCAAGCGCGGCGUGAAGGAGGACAUUCGAUCGCUCGACCCGUCCCGGAUCGGGCCGGAAAACUGUGCCGCGGUGGAGCGGCUGCUGGCGGCGAAGGCGGACUCUUACGAGCAGCGGAACGCGAAACGGGCGUCGGCCGCCGCCGCCCCGCUGGCCGCCUGGGUCGUGGCGAACGUGCGGUAUGCCAAGGUAACGCAGAGCAUCAAGCCGCUCGAGCGGGAACAGAACGCACUGAAGGAGAACCUGGACCAGGCCGAAGCGUCGAUGAAGUCCCUGUCGAGCGGGCUCGACAACGUCAACGAUACGGUUCGCGGUCUGUCCGAGCAGUUGAACGUGUACACACAGGAAGCGGCCAUGCUGGAGAUAAAGCUGGACGAUGCCAAAAACACGCUCCACACGGCCGAGAUACUGGUGCAGAGCCUUAGUACCGAGUACACGAGCUGGAGCAACGAGCUGAGCGAGCUGAACCAGGCGAUCGAGGAUCUGGCGGGGCGCAGCUUCUACACCGCACUCAACCUGACGCACCUUUCGCAGAUGAGCCUCGAGGAGAGAAGAACGUGUAUGGCCAAGCUGGCCCAGCUAACAGGCGGGCCGGUCUUCGAUGUGGACCAACAGCUCGUCAGCAACCAGGAUAAAAUCAUCUGGGAAAGCAUGGGUCUAACGGCGGACCAGCAGUACCGGGAAAAUGCGGGCCUGCUGGCGAAGUACCUGUCGCUGCCAUUCUGCACCACGCCCGUGCCGCUGCUGGUCGAUCCGUCCGAGUACGGCCAACGGUGGUUGGUGAACUAUCUGGCCUACCUACACCGCACGUUCGAGCUAACGAGCCAGGGAGCGGAGCGGUUCGCGUACAGCCUCGAGCUAGCUGUACGCUUCGGGAAGGUGCUGAUCGUGAAAGGCGUCAACUCGAUCGAGCCCCCGCUGCUGUCGCUCUUCUGCACGGCGGUCCACAGCCGUUUCAGCAAGCGGUUGCUGCAGGUGGGCAACAAAGCGGUCGACCUGCACGACGACUUCAAGUUGAUCCUCGUGACGCAAAACGAAACGCUCCCGCUGGGCGUGGAGCUGAGGGCGCAGCUGAUGGCGCUCAGCUUCACGACGACGGUGGCCGGAUUGACCGAUGUGCUCACGUCCCGGUGGGUGAAUGCCCGGCAGCCGGAGAUCGAGCGCAAGCGAACCGAGCUGCUACAGGAGGAGGGCAAACUGAUGAAGGAGAAGCUCAAUCUGCAGGAUAAGUUGCUACAGGAGCUAUCGUCGGCCCAGGGAGACUUGCUGAAGAACGAACCGCUGCUCCUGACGCUCAACAGUAUCAAGGCGAGUGCGGUAGCGAUCGAGAAAUCGCUCGAAGAGUUUCUGCACGUCCGUGACACGAUCAUGGAACACUACACGCAGCGGGCCGCACUCAGCCGGCAGGCCGCCCAGCUGUACAUGGGCAUCCACCGGUUCUACCCCAUCAACGUGACAAAGUACGUCACGAUCUUCCUCAGCGUGGUCGACAACGAUAAACACGCUGGGACGGACGAACUGUACCGUAUCCUGGUACGGCGGGUUCACUCGCUCCUCAGCCGCAGUAUCCCGCGGGACGACCAGAUCAUUCUGGGGCUGAACGUUUGCAAACAAGCGUUCCCAGAGCAGCUUCCGGAGCGCGAGUGGGAAUCGUUUGUGCAUAAUUUCACCAACGCGGACACUUCGUCCACCGCAGGCUGUCCGGCGUGGCUCAGACCGGAACUGCGGGGCAAGGUCGUAGCCCUGCAAACACUCCACCCGGAGCUAUCCCGUCAGCUGGCGCUAGACAAUGAGUCCGCCUGGAAACGCUACACGGAGUCGGAGGACGCGGUGGCCCCGGUGUCACUGACCGAGUUUCAACAGAUACUGAUCGCCCAAAUUCUGCGCCCCGAUCUGUUAAUUAAAACCAUCCACCGUUCGGUGCGCAACAUGCUGGGGUUAAAGACGCUCUACAGCACCCGGCCCUCGAUCAGGGAGCUGGCCGAAGAAUCGAACCCCGGCGAACCCCUCCUGCUGGUGACCGCUUCCGGGAUGGAUCCAUCAGAGGAGAUCCGUGAGCACGCACGCCACACGCCCGGCAUCGGGCUGGCCAAGUACAGUGAGUUUUCGAUCGGCAAAGGCCAGGAGAUGGAAGCAUUGAAGCUGGUGAAGAAUGCCGCCAACACGGGCAGCUGGAUUUGCAUCAAAAAUGUUCACACGGUACCGCACUUUCUGGUUGGCACACUGGAUGACGCACUGAAGGCAACGACCCUUGCCGACGGUUUCCGGCUGUGGCUCACCACCGAAACGGAUCGUGACGUCGGCGAGGUGUUCCUCCAGAAAUGCCUUAAGGUGCUGUACGAACCUCCGGCAGGAUUGAAGCACAAGCUGAAGCUGCUGCUCGAGCAGCACUCGCCGGUGCUGGACGGCAAAAAGCGUGACUUUAAAAUGAUCAAACUCCACGUGGGACUGUUUCUGCUACAUUCGAUCGUCCAGGAACGACGAUCGUACAUCCCGCAGGGUUGGAGCAAACGUUACGACUUCUCCGAUGCCGAUCUGCGCAGCGCCAUAGAUAUGGUGCAGUACGUCGAAAGUGCCGGGUCGGCCAUGGGCCAGAAGAUCCCUUGGCCGUUGAUGCGGGGGUUGUGCGGGAAGCUAAGCUACGGGGGCCGCAUCGAUAACGAACAGGACUUCGAGCGACUGGACCACCUGAUACCGGAGUUUAUCGACGAGAAGAUCAUGACCAGCCGCUGGCAGCCGAUGUUCCUCAACAUAACCGUGCCCAAUUCGAGCCACGUGCAGGAUUACGUGAAAGCGUUCGACCAGCUGCCGGAUACCGAUAGUCCGACGCUGUACGGUAUCCCGUCGUCUACGAAUGCGUCCCGCGAUCUCAUCUUCUGUCGCAACACGUUGAAAGCACUCCGGUCGCAGUACUUUUCCACCGGAACGGUGCAAAACUACGAGAAACGCUUACGACCGAUCGUGGGUUUGUGGGCUAAGCUGGUUGCCAAUCCGGCGACGAUUGUCACGCGGCUCGAAUCACUGAUCGAGCGCUCCCGUGCCAGCACCGAUCCGUGGACCAUUUUCGUGGUUUCCGAGCUAGCGACGGCACGGCACCUACACGUCGUGAUCGGUGAUACGCUGCAGGCACUGAAGCUAUCGCUCAAAGACGCAGCACUGCUGAACGCCAAGGACCGUGCUCUGUUAACGACCAUCUGUGACAACCUGGUGCCGGUGCAAUGGCGCCGCCUCUGGAGUGGACCGAAAACCGUCAUCGAGUACCUGCGGGCGGUAACGUUCAAGAGAAACCACGCCGAAGCAAUGUUCAACAAGCUGCUCGAACGCCAAACGCUUGCCCGGGUGGACUUCAGCCAUCUCUUUAACGUGGAAGCCAUGCUGGCGGUGCUGAAGUUGUGCAAGGCGCAGGAACUGGGUGUUUCUACGACGGAACUUACGCUUUGCGCUUCGUUUGGGCCAUCUGUAAGCCCGAAGAACGGGAUCCUUGUGGAACCCCUCUUGAUUGACGGAGGCACACUGAAGCACACCAAACUGGCCAUCCAGCAAUCAGCAUCGGACGCUAGUGGAACGUCGACGGGUCCAUUCGCGCUGAGCUACGAAUGCCAGGAGUUGGGCAAAGCCAGCCGAAACGAUGCGAUGGCGGUACCACUGUACAACAGCAUCUCCCGGGACGUGCUUCUAUGUUCGAUCACGAUGGACAUUGAACCCGCGGCAAACAAAAGUCAAAUCAUUUCCGCCGGCCUUGCCCUGAUCGUGCCGGAAACGUUCCAGUAG